AAGAGUUUCAUGGUUUAUAUGUAGUUCAGUCCGCCCUGCAGCGCUGACUCUUCAAGAAAUAUUCUGACACCUUAUGAGUGAUGGAUGACAUCUAUGCCAAUGUUGAAUGUGACAAGCCUGUUAACCCAAGACCUUCGACAAAUCAGACAGGUCCCAGGAGCUCCGGGAGGAGGUUUCAUGGAGCUGUUGUUCUGGGUCUGGGGCUGCUGAGCGUUUUCCUGCUGGCUGGGAUCAUCGGCUUCGGGGUCCACAACCAUGGAACAUGUUCCGGUGGAUCAGCUGCAGAGCUCGCCACUAUCAAGGCCAACCUGACUGAGCGUCUCCAGGCCAGUGAGGACAAGUCUUCCUCCCUGACUGAAGAGAGAGACCAGCUGAACUCCAGGCUCACUGAAAUGGCUAAAGAGUUGGACAGGCUUCAACAGAAGAAACCGUGUCCAGCUGAAUGGAGGACGUUCUGUUCUUCCUGUUAUCUCCUCUCUGCUGAGACUGGUUCCUGGGAGAAAGGCAGACAAGACUGCAGAGACAGAGGAGCAGAUCUGGUGGUGAUAGACAGCUCUGAAGAGCAGACGUUUCUCUUUGAAUUCGUCAAAAAAAAUGCUUGGUUUGGUUUGACUGACAGAGAUGAGGAGGGGACCUGGAAAUGGGUAGAUGGAACUCCACUGACUCUGAAGAACUGGGGGAAAGGGCAGCCUGAUAAUGGCGAUCCAGAUCCAAAGUGGGGCGAAGAGGACUGUGCACAUUUUGUCGCCACUGAGUGGAAUGACCUGUCAUGUGAAUCUCCUAUGUACUGGAUCUGUGAGAAAAAAGCUUAACUUUGACAUAUGUUUUGAAAACAUACAUUUGAUAAUGCUUCAUACAGUGUAAGCUAGGAUCUCCAUCAUGAUGAGAUAAUGUGCAUGUGUGCUUGUGUGUCCAUAACAGGGUAUCAGUGACAACAAAAUAUGACUAAUAUGUACAAUGCCUGAUUAAUCUAUAUAUAAUAUAAGCUACAAUGUAACCAUCUCCUCUUCAAUCUAUUGUGUCUCAGCCGGGCGUACAUGGGGACUGUUUUUUGCAAUUAAUAAAUAAUCCUUUAAAAUCAGUGACAAA
Etheostoma spectabile (orangethroat darter) is the source of this 1089-nucleotide messenger RNA. RefSeq names its product CD209 antigen-like protein C. Lineage: Eukaryota; Metazoa; Chordata; Actinopteri; Perciformes; Percidae. The record is from RefSeq and is a predicted model, not a curated record. Bases 81 to 812 code for a protein of 243 amino acids. The transcript has 6 exons.